UCAUGGAAAUUCUUGCAAAAUAUCUCGCCCCUGAGGUCUUUUAUUUACUUGUGUGGCAGCAGUGUGAAAUGUGAAUUCCUGUUUUGCAACGAAGUCUCGCCGUGGCUUCGUUUUCCUUUGUGGACCGUUCUUUGGCAGUGAAAGGGACCCAAGCAACGUGCUCUGUCCUUGCCUUCAGAGCUAGAUGACACAUGACAGUGAAGACCAAGACCCGGGAGCCCGUCGCCCAGAACUCCAGAAGCAAAAAUAGUCUCCCUGCCAUCUAGCUAAGCAACUCCAUCCACCUCAGAUCCACAAGCUCUGCUUUCGGAACCCAAAAUCUCUGAACCUCAACCAGUUCCUCCUCUUCCAGCGCGUGUUUGGGGAUCGGAUCAUUGCACUGGCACUGAGUUGGAACUAAUCAAGAUCUGCUGGAUCUUGAGCCCCAAAAAACCAUUUUGUGAUUGCAACCAUUGCUGCGUUUCAAUAUUUGGAGAUGGAGUAGGCGAAAGCAGCUGAUCAUCCAGACUCCCCAGUGAGCGCCUGCGCCGCGCACGCUCAAGGACUUCACCAGAGGCUCAAAACGAGAAUCUCUGCAGUAUGAGUGGAGUGGAGGCUGCUUUAGCGUCUGGAGUGUUGAAGACUGCUGGUGGCAAGUUAGUUUCACUAAUAGCCAGUGAGUUUACUUCCAUAACAGGUGUGAAGAAAGACCUCUGUGAGCUCCAGGGAAAACAUCACAGUUCGUGACUACUUCUGUGCAAAACCAAAAUCAUUACUGUUCAGAUGCAAGGUGGCUAGUAAGAUCAAGGCAAUCAAGGUGAAAUAUGAGAAGAUUGUGAAGCAGGCAAGCGAUGCCAACAUUAUAAGGAACAAUUUACAAAUGGAUCAUCCUCCUCGGAGCAGCAACACCAGGACUGCUGGAGAGCCCUCCAUGCUAUCUAAUGUUGAAGACUCCAAAAUACCAAGAAGAGAUCAGGAGAAGGAUGAAAUUGUAAGUAAGAUUUUAGAACCUAAUGAAAGGGAGGAUGGCAGAACGGUAGUAUCUAUUGUUGGAUUAGGUGGGUCUGGCAAAACUACUUUGGCCAAACAAAUCUGCCAUGACAAGAAGAUAAAGGAGAACUUCAAAGAUAUGAUAUUCUGGGUCUAUGUGUCUCAAGAAUUUGAUGGAAACAAGCUUAUUGGCUAGCUAUUUGAAGCUAUCAUUGAGGAAAAAUCUGAUCUUCAUGUUCAACAGAAAAUGCUCCGUGAAAUUUCAAACAAGUUAAGUGGUAAGAAGUUUCUUCUUGUCCUGGAUGAUGCAUGGCAUCAGAACAAGCAAGACUGGGAAAAACUCAUGGUGCACCUAAAGAGUGGUGCAGUUGGAAGCAAGAUUUUGCUCACUACUCGUGAUAGGAAGGUUGCAGAAAUUGUGAAAUCAAGGCAUAUAUUCAAGCUAGGGAUGUUAUCAGAGGCUGAGAGUUGGAGCUUGUUCCUAAAGAGCUCUGGGUGGGUAGAGGAGGAUUUAGGCUCUGAUUAUAUAAAAGUUGGAAAAGUGAUCCUGAACAGAUGUAGUGGGGUGCCUCUAGCAAUCAGAACACUUGGAGGUAUCCUCUAUGAAAACAAGGAAAUAAGUAUUUGGAGAGCCAUAGGACGGAGUGAUUUAUGGACUGAUGAGAGUAUAGAAGACAGAGUGUUCGCUUCCUUGAAAUUGAGCUUCAUUCACCUGCCAGAUGAACUAAAGCAGUGCUUCACACUUUGCUCUAUAUUCCCGAAGGGAACAGAAAUCUACAAAGAUCGUUUGAUUUCCCAAUGGGUAGCCCAUGGAUUCAUCAAUUCGAUGAAUGGAAUGCAGCCAGAAGAUAUCGGAAGUGGCUACUUUGAUUCUCUUGUAAAAGUUGGCUUUCUUCAGGAUCCUUCUAAGGACUGGGAUACUAAACAGCUAGUAUGCAAGAUGCACGAUUUGAUUCAUGAUCUCAGUCGACACAUACUGCAGGAUGAAGUGGUGACUUGUCUACCGAAUAAUAUGAUAGCAAACCGCACUCAGAGGUGCAGAUACUUAUCAUUGACUUCAUGUCCCGAGAAGGUUCAUAGGAAUUCAUUUCACAAGGCCCAUGCUCUCUUUAUCUCUGGAGGUAAUCCAAUAUUUGAUAAACCAGUUAAGACGAGCUCCAGUGUCCGCAGUGUUGUUCUGCACUACACAGAAAACACUCCAUUUCCUCAAUUUACACUGAAAUUUGAAUAUAUCGGAUAUCUUGAAAUUCAUAACCUUGAUUGCACAAAAUUUCUAGAAGCCAUCUCAAGUUGUUGGAACUUGCAGUCACUUCAUUUAAUCAGGUGCAAAGGUCUUGUUGCAUUACCAGAAUCUAUUGGCAAGCUUAAGAAGCUCCGAAUUCUAGAGUUGAAUUUUGCUUAUGAUCUUGACAGUUUACCUCAGUCAAUUGGUGAUUGUCGAGACCUUCAAUCCUUGAUUCUGUAUCAUUGUGCAAAAUUGAGAGAGAUACCUGGCACCAUAUGUAAAAUUAAAAACCUGAGGGGCCUUCAUAUAUCUCGGUGUUCAUUUCUGAAACAAUUUUCGUCAGAAUUCGCGGGGGUGUUCAGCAACUUGCAGACAAUCAACUUAACUGAUUCUAGAGUGUUUCAGGGGCUGCCAAGCACAUUGUCAUGUCCACUGUUGUGUACACUUGAUCUUUCUAAAACCAGAGUUACCUUGCUACCUCCAUGGAUUACUACAAUUGAUACUCUAGAGUGUAUAAACCUUGAAUUUUGCUUUGAGCUAGUGGAGCUGCCAAAAGGUAUAGGUAACUUGAAAAGACUUGCAGUUUUGAACAUAAAUGGUUGCACCAAACUGCGUUGCAUGCCGUCAGGUAUUGGACAGCUGACCCGUUUAACACAGCUGGGCUUGUUUGUUGUCGGGUGUGAUAGAGAUGAUGCGAGAAUCUCGGAGCUUGAAAAUCUUGAUAUGCUAAGUGGUGAAUUGGAAAUUAGAAACAUUAAGUACGUGAAGGAUCCAUGUGAUACUGAGAAGGCUUGCUUGAAACAAAAGAAUGGCAUAAAGAAUCUGGUUUUGGACUGGUCUUUGAGUAAAGGAGAAGAGUUAGCUUCAGAUGUGGAACAAGAGCAGGGUGUGCUGAGUGGUCUUGAACCACCAUCGCAAAUUGAGAGCUUGGUAAUUCGUCGUUACCAAGGUCCUUGUUUGCCACGGUGGUUGAUGGAGCAGAAUGGUUCUACAUACUCUGAAGGCACUACGUUAAAGCAAACAGGUCCUUGUCAGUACCCGUCUUUAACCCGUCUGGAACUAUUUCGUUCUCCCAACUUGAAGCAUAUGCGAGGACUUAUGAGAUUUCCUUCGCUGAAGUCCCUCAAACUGUCGGAAAUGGCAAGUUUAGAGGAGCUGUGGACUAUAGCAAGCGGUAUAGAAAUUCAAGAGGUGGAAUUAAGUGCACAAUAUUGCUUUCCAAUCCUAUCCAAACUAUACAUAGAGAACUGCCCGAAAUUGAGUACUGUGAAGCCAUACUUGCCACCAUGGCUGGAGGAGCUGUGUUUGCUUGAAAGCAACUUGCAGCUGUUAUCCCCAAGUAACUUCUCUCGUCUGCUUCCAUCACCUUCCAAUGAAUCCUCAUCGUCCAGCAGCCUGCACUCAGCAGUCCCUCACCUCUCGUCUAGCUUCCCUCGAUCGAUAGAGCAGCUAACGUCACUCACCAAGCUGAAAAUUGGAUGCUGGGACAAUCUGAAGCUACUGCCUGAUGCAAUUCAGCACCUCACCUCCCUUGAAUCUCUCGAAUUGAUAUGUUGCCGUGCGCUGGUCGAGCUGCCAGAGGGCAUCGGGCAACUAUCUGCGCUUCGGUGGCUUCUCAUCAAUGAUUGCUCUGCUCUUCAGUGCCUGCCUCAGUCCAUCCAACACUUACCUGCUCUCCAGAGUUUGGAAAUUUACAACUGCCCUGCUUUGGCGAGUCGUUACAAGCAAGGAGUGGGGCCGGACUGGCACCUUGUCUCACACAUCCCUCACGUGUCGAUAUAUCCAGAGGAGCAGGGGUGGAGGACUCGGUAUCCCUCACUCCUACCCUUCCUCAAUUUGAAUCCUUUUGUCCCGGUUGGGGUUACCGACCAGGACAAAAUGUCCCUUUUUUUAAUGUUUUUCUUUUUCAAUUCUUUUUCUAUUUUAAUUAUACUUUUGCGUUUCAAUUAAACUUAUGUAUUGGAAUUUAGUGUGUAUGAUCUCCACUAAUAUAUAUAUAUAGUUACUUAU
This is a messenger RNA of Panicum virgatum (switchgrass), 4204 nucleotides long. RefSeq names its product disease resistance protein RGA2-like. The coding region runs from base 1217 to 4144 and encodes 975 amino acids. The transcript has 4 exons. Lineage: Eukaryota; Viridiplantae; Streptophyta; Magnoliopsida; Poales; Poaceae. The record is from RefSeq and is a predicted model, not a curated record. Gene Ontology annotation, biological process: defense response to fungus. Gene Ontology annotation, molecular function: ADP binding.